This is a messenger RNA of Haliotis rubra (blacklip abalone), 958 nucleotides long. RefSeq lists its product as uncharacterized. The coding region runs from base 14 to 958 and encodes 314 amino acids. The record is from RefSeq and is a predicted model, not a curated record. The transcript has a single exon. NCBI's taxonomy places the organism in Eukaryota, Metazoa, Mollusca, Gastropoda, Lepetellida, Haliotidae.
GGCCGUCGUUGUUAUGCUAGCGGCAUAUUCUGUGAGUGGUGAGACUUCCUGCAUCACAGGGUGCACAUGUGAACUUGACCGUAUCUUUUGUUUUGAACUGACUGCGUUACCUCAACCCUUCAAAACAUCGGCCCGAAGAGUGGAGAUAUAUUUGUCAUUACUACCCGAGAUACCAUCAAACGCCUUCAAGGAUGCUCCAAAUGUUGAGUACUUCCACUUCCGCCAGGUCAGCAUAGGCGUUAUCAAGCCAUGCGCAUUCCCUUCCUCAGGAACAGACAUUAACUUUGAUCUUUGUGAGAUUGGCACCAUUGAAGCAAACGCAUUUAACAACAUACACGGCUCCGGUAGAAUGGACUUCAGCUUGUCUUCUUCAACCAUCAGCAGGAUUGAGUCUUUCGCCUUCACAAACGUCCAAGGAUUCAAGGUGUUCCAGAUUCACUCAAUAGAAGUUGAACUCAUCCAAUCGUUUGCCAUGUAUAAGUUCAGCGAUAUUGAUACGUUCAUGAUGUUUGAUAUGAACGUCACUGAAAUGCAAAGUUCUGCAAUUGACGAUUUUACGAAUGUUACAACCAUGGACAUUUACCAUGCCACGUUUAAUUACCUUGAAUGUAAUACUGUCGAAAAGCUUCGAUCACAGAUGGGGAAGAACUUCAGCUUUCAUAGCUUCCUUGUAAACUGCGACUGUGGUUUGGUGUGGCUUCUUGAAGCUAGUCAGAGAGAUUCUGAAUUGAAACUUGAAGACGUAAUGUGCUACAAGCCAGCGUCACUGCACCAUGUCCAUCUAAAAAAUCUCACCACAACAGAUCUGUGUAGUAGCUUGUCCGUACCCAAUUGUCAGAACCUUUCUCCCACGCCACCCAAGUCCUGUAUAUCGGAAGUUAAUGCUGGAAACACAUUGGUGUCCAAUGUGUUCAUCAUAUAUCUGAUGUGUUAUUCCGUCAGUAUGUUAGCUCAGUGA